UAUCAAUCAAGCCCACAAGCCUAAUUUAAAACAAAAAUAUUUCUACCUGAAACAACAUAAACAAAAUGGAACCUUCAAAACAAGAAGUUCCAAAGCUCAUGGAGACACCACCAAACAUAUCCAAUGAUUCAUCAGCAUCCGAGAAAGGAGAAGCAACAAGGCAACAACAACUACCAAACAAUAGGUACGCACUCACAGUUGACGAGGUGAUCGAGCAACACAUUGGCGCACUUGGGUUUGCUCAGAUCUUGCAUGCUGUCUUGGUCUCCAUCGCUUGGAUCUUCGAUGCUCAGACCACUCUUAUAUCCAUUUUCUCCGACGCUCAGCCCGCUGCGAGGCUUCUUGCAACCGGUGCCAUCGUGGAGGGCGCCUCGUUGUGUGGAUUGGCGAGUGGAGAAUGGGAAUGGAUUGGAUCAAAGAGUGACACUGUUGUUUCUGAGUGGAAUCUCAUAUGUCAACAUAAGUUUCUUGUUGCUGUUCCUUCCACUCUAUUCUUCAUCGGAUCUCUUUUCGGUUCUGGUGUUUAUGGAUAUCUUGCUGAUUCAUGGUUUGGUCGAAAGAAGACGCUAUUACUCUCUUGUGUAUUAACUUUUGUCACGGCCUUUGCGAUCUCUUUUUCACCAAACGUAUGGGUUUACGCAUUCUUGCGUUUUGCCAAUGGUUUCUUUAGAUCGGGAAUUGGGUCUUGUUGUAUCGUACUCGCAACUGAGAUUGUUGGCAAAAAGUGGCGAGGCCAAGUAGGGCAAUACGGUUUCUUCUUCUUCACGUUAGGUUUUCUAUCUCUGCCACUCAUGGCUUAUUUGGAGAGAAAGUCAUGGAGAAAUCUUUACCGGAUCAUAUCCUUUCUUCCUCUUGGAUACGCGGUUUGUCUCUUGCCCUUUGCUUAUGAGUCUCCUCGAUGGCUUCUUGUCAAGGGACGUAACAAAGAAGCCAUGGUGGUCUUGAAGAAACUAGCGAGGCUCAACGGGAAACAACUUCCGGCGGAUCUAAGCCUAGUCGAUCCAAUUCCAGAGAGAGAUGAUCAAACCUCAUCAUCGGAGAAGUUUUGGAAAACAAAAUGGGCAGUGAAAAGAAUCAUAAUGGUUAUGAUGGCUGGAUUUGGCAGUGGCUUUGUUUAUUAUGGAAUUCAACUAAAUGCUGAAAAUCUCAACUUCAAUCUUUAUUUAACUGUUGCUGUUAACGCUUUGAUGGAGUUUCCAGCGGUUUUCAUCGGAAGUUUCCUCCUCGGGGUCAUGAACCGGCGUCCACUAUUCUCGAAUUCAUCAUACCUCGCUGGAGUUGCGUGUCUACUCUGCGCGGUUCUCUCUAUCCACCGUGUGAUCCGUACGAUAUCUGUUGCGAAAUGGUUACAACUUGCAGUUGAGGCGGUUGGGUUUAUGGCAUCCUCGACAGCGUAUGACGUCCUAUAUGUCUACUGUGUCGAGCUGUUCCCAACAAACGUUAGGAACACUGCUGUCUCGCUAUUGCGUCAAGCGUUUAUGCUAGGAGCGUCUGCAGCACCGCUGCUAGUUGCAUUGGGAAGGGAAAGCGCAAUGAUGUCGUUUAUCGUGUUUGGUGUUGCGUCUGUGCUGAGCGGCGUAGUGAGUCUCUGGCUAAGAGAAACGCGAAAUGCUCCGCUGUACGAAACACUAGCACAACAAGGGAAAGCGGAAGAGAUCGAAAAUGAAACAAUCAUGAGUACUUGAUUGCAUUCACAGUGUUGUGUUUUCUAUGGAAUGUUUACAUCCAAUAAUUGGAAAUAUGUAAA
Messenger RNA from Arabidopsis arenosa, 1747 nucleotides. Lineage: Eukaryota; Viridiplantae; Streptophyta; Magnoliopsida; Brassicales; Brassicaceae. The record is from the annotation of a GenBank genome assembly.